AUGUCAGUAAGGACAUUUUUAAAAAGUUUGAAAAGUCAACUUGAAUCAAACAGUUUGAAAUUACCUUAUCAAUUUGUUACUGGGAAUCAAUCAGCUGAUUUAGAUUCAGUAAUUAGUGCAGUUUCAUAUUCUUAUUUAAGUAAUGUUGAAAAUAAUACAUCAUAUAUUAUACCAUUAAUUAAUAUCCCAAAGACAGAUCUUAAACUUAGAAGAGAUAUUGAAUUGUUAUUAAAAACUCAUUCUAUAGAUGAAGAUUUAUUAUAUUUUAUUGAAGAUUUUGAACAAUUAGUUAAUACUAAAGAAAUUACCCAUGUAAUUUUAGUUGAUCAUUGUAAUAUUCAAGGUGAUAUAUUAACAAAAUUUCUUAAUCAAGGUAAAUUGAAAAUUACUAGUAUUAUUGAUCAUCAUGAUGAUGAAAAAGUGUUUUUAGAUGCUAAUCCUCGAAUUAUUCAUUCAAAUGGAUCUUGUUCAUCGUUGGUAUUUAAAUAUUGGUAUCAAAGGCUUAAUGAAAAUAAAUCUUUAUUUAAACAUCAUUCAGAAAUUUUACAACUUUUACUUGGUCCAUUAUUAAUUGAUACAUCCAAUAUGACUCAAAAAGUAGAAGAAGGUGAUGUAUUUGCCUUUACAUUAUAUAAAGAACUUCUUACUCUUGAUGUUGAACAAUUUACUACAAAGUCAGAAACUUUCACAUCAAAUGAACAAUUAUUUAAUGAAUUUUACAAAUCAUUAAAAACUGCCAAGAAGGACUUAUCAGGAUUUAAAUUUGAAGAUAUACUUCGUAAAGAUUAUAAGCAAUUUAAAUUUACUAGCAAUGAAAAUGUGGGAUUUUCUUCCAUAGGUAAAUCACUUCAUUGGGUAUUUAAGACAUAUACAGCAGAAGAUAUUCAUAAAACCUUAAGUACAUUCCUUAAAACAUUUAAUUUAGACCUUUUGAUUAUUACAUCUUCUUAUACUCAAAAGGAAAAUGACAAAUAUACAAGAGAAUUCUGUUAUUACUAUGAAGGAAAGGGAAACACCAAGUUUGAUAAUUUAAAUGAAUUGGCCAGGGAACCACUUCAAUUAAAUCAAGAAAUUUAUAAAAUAGAUAAGUUAGAAAAGAGACUUGAGAAUGUUCAAUCAUUGGGAGGAGUUUUACAAAUCUACAAUCAAGUGAAUAUUAAAGCUUCAAGAAAACAGGUUGUUCCUAUAGUUAAAGAGAUUCUUGAGAAAGAUAACUAA
Messenger RNA from Scheffersomyces amazonensis, 1218 nucleotides. Its product is annotated as exopolyphosphatase. The coding region runs from base 1 to 1218 and encodes 405 amino acids. The transcript has a single exon. Gene Ontology annotation, molecular function: exopolyphosphatase activity. Lineage: Eukaryota; Fungi; Ascomycota; Pichiomycetes; Serinales; Debaryomycetaceae. Gene Ontology annotation, cellular component: cytoplasm. The record is from RefSeq and is a predicted model, not a curated record.